This is a messenger RNA of Coniophora puteana RWD-64-598 SS2, 608 nucleotides long. Its product is annotated as plant expansin. The transcript has 3 exons. NCBI's taxonomy places the organism in Eukaryota, Fungi, Basidiomycota, Agaricomycetes, Boletales, Coniophoraceae. The record is from RefSeq and is a predicted model, not a curated record. Bases 6 to 419 code for a protein of 137 amino acids.
ACACAAUGUUCUUCUCCAAGACCCUCGCUAUCGCUGCUCUCGCCGUCACUGCCAACGCAGCAGCUAUUCUCAAGACUCGUCAGAGCUACCUCACUGGUACUCAGACUGGUGACGGUACCUUCUACACCCCCGGCCUCGGCGCCUGCGGCGUCACGAACACCGCUAGCGAUCUCAUGGUCGCCGUCUCUGAGACGCUCUUUGACUCUUACCCCGGAUACAAUGGUGCCAACCCGAACUCUAACCCGGUUUGCGGCAAGAAGAUCAAGGCCAGCUACGGCGGCAAGAGCGUCACCGUCACCGUCGAGGAUCGCUGCACCGGCUGCGCAGAGACCGACCUCGACUUCUCUCCCACUGCGUUCACCGCUCUCGCGGCCGAGUCUGUUGGCAGGAUCCACGGCAUGACCUGGGUUUGGGCCUAAACACCAGGCUUUCGUCCACGGGCACAUGGUCUCCCAUAAUUAUCUUUAUUUAUUAACCCUGUAUCCCAAGUCGCUCCUUUUGGUCUGUAGAGUACCCAUACAAUCGUUUACUUGAAGCUCAUCUGGGAUGGGCUUCCGAGCGUGGUGUACAGUACAUCUAGCUGAUCUAUAAUCUGAAUGCAGCAUUUG